This is a messenger RNA of Dromiciops gliroides (monito del monte), 1664 nucleotides long. Its product is annotated as proline-rich protein 2-like. The record is from RefSeq and is a predicted model, not a curated record. The transcript has a single exon. NCBI's taxonomy places the organism in Eukaryota, Metazoa, Chordata, Mammalia, Microbiotheria, Microbiotheriidae. Bases 17 to 1525 code for a protein of 502 amino acids.
ACGUUGGGCGGGCGCGAUGGCGGCGUCCCGGGCCCCGCGGCCCCAGGCCCGGCUGCUCCGAACCUAUGGCGGCCUGGGCGGCGGGCGGCGGCGGGGCCCCUGGCGCGGGGCGCGGGCCCGGGUGGCGGCCGCACCCUGGUUCUCCCCGGCCUGCGAGCGCCGGCGCCUCUUCUCCAGCAGCAGCAGCGGCCUGAGCGCCGGCAGCCCCGGCGGGGGGCCCGGCAGCAACAGCCCCGCCUCAGCCCCCGACUCAGACUCGGACCCGGACUUUGAGCCGGGGCUCGUGUGCGGCUCCCCGGGGGCAGCCCCGCGGGGUCUGCGGCCGCGGGCACGGGCCGAGGGCCCCCCCCGCGUGGGCGGACGAGACCCCGGGGCGGCCCGCGGCUCUGCGGGAGGCCCCGGAGGAGGAGGCGGCCGCAGAGGAAGAGGAGGCCGCGGAGGCGGCCAAGGAGAACCGGCCGCACCGCCACGUGACCGAGCGGUCCUGGAGGCUCCGAGCGCGGGGCCAGAGACCCGGCCCCUUCCUCUGCAGCACCCCGGGCCCGCCGCCCCCCGCCCCCAGCCCCAGCACCCCCGCCACUCCCCGUGGCCGCCCAGCCAGGAGCAUCCUGGCCGGCCUCAGCCCGGUCCGCAACCUGAGCCCGGGGCCGGAGCCCGCGCCCGAGGCGGGGGACAGCUCGGCCACCAGCGCCUCCCUCUUCAGCCCCGUGGUGGAGCCCCCGAGGGAGCCCCGCCGGAGACUCCGCCGGAGGAAGGCGGCCCAGCGGGCCCGGGCCACCCCUGGCCUCCCCCUAGGGCCGGAGCAGCCGCCCAGGGCCCUCCCCCAGAGCACGGCCCGCAAGGCCUGCAUCAGCGGCUGCAGCUCGGCCCGCUGGAAGAGGAGCCGGGCCCCCCAGGCCCAGCCCAGCCAGGCCGCCGCGGGGGCGCGGGGCUGGGCCCAGGCGCGGGCCUCGCUCUCCUUUCACAGGAAGAAGGUGGUGGCCGAGCCGCAGCCGGCCGGCUCGCCCUGCAGCUCCCUGCUCCUGGACUCGCCGGGCCCCUCCGGCGGCACCCCCUGGCAGACCUCCUCCAUGUACGUGCUGACCCCCGACAGGUCCUCGAGCGCCGCCGAGAUGGCGCUGUCGGACGCCGAGAAGGUGUUCCGAGAGUGCCAGCAGGAGGGGCCGCUGGCCUUCGGGCACUACCUGAGCCCGGACCGGAUCCAGAGCUGCGACAAGAUCGGGGAGGGCGUGUUCGGGGAGGUGUACCGCACCGUGGCGGAGGACCGCACGGCGGCCCUGAAAGUCAUCGCCAUCGAGGGCCGGGAGCUGGUGAACGGAAGCCCACAGAAAACCUUCGGCGAAAUCCUGCCCGAGAUCAUCAUCUCCAAGGAGCUGAGCCUCCUGUCCGAGGAGUCCCCCAACCGCACCGAGGGCUUCAUCGGCCUCUACGGGGUGCGCUGCGUGCGGGGCCCCUACCCAGACCUGCUGCUCCGGGCCUGGGACGCCUUCCGCAGCCGCCGGGGCUCGGAGAACCAGCGGCCUGACUUCUUCGGGCCGGAGCAGCUCUACGUGGUGCUGGAGUUCGAGUUCGGGGGCACGGACCUGGAGCGCAUGCAGAAGCAGCUGCCCUCAGUGGCCACGGCCAAGAGCCUGCUGCACCAGGUCACGGCGGCGCUGGCCGUG